Porites evermanni is the source of this 618-nucleotide messenger RNA. NCBI's taxonomy places the organism in Eukaryota, Metazoa, Cnidaria, Anthozoa, Scleractinia, Poritidae. The record is from the annotation of a GenBank genome assembly.
AUGGAAGCAUCAUUUACAGACAUCCAGAUACCACAAUGCCAUGAAUACUGCAAUGGUAACACAGCAGAGUUUUAUUGCCCAGAAUGUUCUGCUAUGUUCUGUAGCAGUUGUUAUGACAGGGAACACUGUGGGAAUGAGAGGAAAUCACAACAUGGCAAAGUCACCGAACUCAGAGCCAUAUGUUGCAUUCAUAAGCACACCUUGGAUUAUUUUAACCUCACAACACUGCAGCCUAUGUGUAUCAUUUGCAAAAAGGAGACUUCGCAGGCUUCGGAGCUCUCUGACCAUGUUAUCGACAAUAUAGAGACAACUGUUCCAAAGCUUCAGUCUCUUAUGGAAAAAAAGCUGAACACUGCUUCUGAAUUAAUUACCAGAUUAAACCGUGAAAUAGCUAUGGCUGAAAAUGCUGCCAGGAACACAACAAUUUGUGCAAUAGAGUAUGUCCAAGAAUGUUUUGUUAAAAUUCGAAGGUACCUCGAUGAGACUGAGGAGGAGAUAAAACAGGGGGCACGAAAGUAUUUUGACGACUUCAUGCAAUUUAAUGAAGACAGAGUGGAGUUUAUGAAUGCUGUCCGAAAGCUCAGGGCCCUCUCUGAAGAAGGCAAGUUGCAUAACACA